Molecule: messenger RNA, 1255 nt
Organism: Cydia splendana
Lineage: Eukaryota; Metazoa; Arthropoda; Insecta; Lepidoptera; Tortricidae
Exons: 4
Coding region: 11-1255 (414 amino acids)
Source: RefSeq, a predicted model, not a curated record
AUCACCAAUAAUGGCAUCUGAAGACUUGAGGAGGUUGCGAGCUGCACGAGGUUACACCAAGGCCUCAAUCACUCGUCUCUUCAACUUUAGCAAUAAUGAGAAUGAUGUUGGCCUUAGUGCAAUUUCUAACUUGGAAACGAAGCGCGCCAGGAUAGGUGAGUUAUUCAAAGAUUACGAGCAAUGUAAUAAGGAGAUUUUAGCCUUAGACGAAGCGGACGCGGAGGAUGUGGAGGACUAUGAGGCAAAGUACUACAACAUUCUCACUAUCCUCAAUGAGGCUAUAAAAAACAAGUCGUCCUCGUCUGAUGCGCCCUCGUCUGACGCUCCCGCGUCUUCCUGCAAAAAGGCUAAACUGCCUACUAUAAAAAUUGAAACUUUCACUGGUAAGUAUAGUGAAUAUACAGGUUUUAUUAACUUGUUUAAGGCAAUAAUACACAACGAUAGAUCAAUUGAUAAUGUCCAAAAAUUGUACUAUUUGCGCUCAUUUCUCGCAAAUGAACCCUUUGACUUGAUUAAGAACCUGCCUCUAGCUGAAGGCAGCUACGAGGAGGCUCUUAAGCUUUUAGAGGAGAGGUAUAACCAUAAGUUCAAAAUUGUAAAUGAACACAUUAAUGCCUUGCUUGAUAUAAAUGCCUUGGUCAAAUCUAACCCUGCAAAUUUAAGACAGUUUGUGUCAUGCAUCAAACAAUCUUUAUCUGCAUUAAAGAAUUUAAAUGUAAGUACAGAUAAUUGGAAUCCUAUUAUAUUGGCUAUUUUGUACCGUAAAUUAGACACCUACACGUCACGGGCAUACCAGUUGGAGCGUGAUGACACUGAGGAGCCCACAGUCACCGAGUUCCUGCUGUACUUGGAGAAACGCGCCUUGGCACUGGAGAAUGCUGAGCCGUCGCCCACACCGGGGAAGUCUUACCACAAGGCAGUGGUGAAUGUCCUCCUUCUGGAGCCAGUUCCGGGUCAGCAGGAGCGGUCUGCGCAGCCUGUUGAAGACCCAGCCAGUCCACACCCGACGGUUGUAAAUACAAAGUUUGGCUACAUCAUAGGUGGGGGUUUACCACGACAACAAACCAGUGACAAAAGUAAGGUGAUUCGAGAUCUCACAGAUAGAUGGCGCUGGCUGUAUGUACCCAGUGGAGAAAAUCCGAGCGACUGCUUGAGCAGAGGUACAGAUCCAGAUGAGCUGCGUCACAUACCCAUGUGGCUGCACGGCCCAAGCUUUCUACAGGAAGAAUCAAAGCUCAGUGUGCAAAACAGCUGA